AUGCAGAAAGUCACCUCCAUACUUCCUUCAUGGGACAAGACGAAGACUGGCAGCAAGAAAGGCUUUGAUAAAGCAUGGCAGGCCCUCGAUAAACUCGGCGCGCCUGUGAACAAACUCUCCAAUAAAAUAGGGAGUGAAGCUUUCUGGCCAACGACACUCGACAAGGAAUCAGACAAGGCCGCUAGGAUCUUGAAAUCAUUUUGCAAGGAUGGAUUCUAUGCCGAAGAGGAUCGCGCCGCGACCGUCGAUGUGCCGAAAGGGAAACAAAGAGUACUGAAAAAGAUACCGCAGAGUGUUAUUGAGAAUGCAGUCGGGCUGGCUAUCUUCACUACGAUGCGAACGGGGCUGUGGGUCUCGGGCGCUGGUGGAAGUGGCGUGCUAAUCGCAAGGAAAGAAGAUGGAGAGUGGUCGCCACCGUCUGGUAUAUUAUUACAUACUGCCGGCCUUGGAUUCCUUGUUGGUGUCGACAUUUACGAUUGCGUGGUUGUCAUCAACAAUCGCAAGGCUCUGGAUUCUUUUACCAAGAUUCGUGCUACAAUUGGGGGCGAGAUAAGUGCUGUGGCCGGGCCUGCUGGAGUUGGUGGGGUUUUGGAGAAUGAUGGGAAGUGGAAACAGGCAAACCGCCCAGUUUUCACCUACCUCAAAUCGCGGGGAUUCUACGCAGGAGUCCAAGUCGACGGAACAGUCAUAAUCGAGCGAUCGGACGAGAACGAGAGGUUCUAUGGAGAGAGAGUAGGCGUCGCAAACAUUUUGGCUGGAAAAGUUCGACAUCCGCCCUACGAGAUCAAGAUGCUCAUGGAGACGGUUAAAGCAGCAGAAGGCAGAAGUGAUGUCGAUUCGAGUGUAAUAUUAGCCCUCGAGGAUGAGCCUGCCCCCGCAGACUUCGAAGUCACAUCGCCCACUGCACCUACUUUCGGUGUCCCAGAACGGGACGAUCCAGAUCCCUUCGGUGUACUUGCGUUAGAAAACGCAGGUUUGGAGAUAAAAGAAGCCGGGACAAAAAGCAGACCUCCAAGUUCUCAAUUUGAAUACAAUCCUAGUCCAACAAGUCCUGUAUACAGCAGGUUUCAUCGCCGAAGUAUGGAUACAAUCGGCACGAAAAGCAAUAGGGAGAGUUUCUUGUCAACUCGGAGCGGUUAUACAAGGACGAGUGUGGAUCGAUCGACGCAGACUGAAAUGGGCACUCAAACCGAUGGCCCCGUAUCGCCCAUCACCAGCAAUAGCAGUGAAAAGAAAUUUGAGCCGUUGAAUGAGAAGCCAGAGGUUGUUACGCCGGACGAGGUUGAUUAUACGAAAAUCGAUCUCGGUCCUUAUAGCAACCUGAACCAUAGUCAAGAAUUCGAUGGAACUACCGUUAACGAAAGCCCACGUGAGCUUGAUGGUGAGCACCAUACUGCUGAACUCAACUACGUUGGCGAGGAUGAUGAAGAGGAAGAGGAGCCAGUUAUUUUCGAGGCCGCUUCAGCUCAGGCUCAGAUGCUGACCCCACAAGCCAUCAAAGCCCGAGGAGGCGUAGUGACCAUCCCCAAGAGACCACCUCCACCUUUACCACCGCGGAGCGUAGCAAGAGCAAGCAGAAUAGUCACGGUCGAUCAAGCAAGCGGCCAGAGCCCAAUGAAGUCGGAAUUCGAAGAAGUGGACGUACAUGGUGUGGAUAAUGCAAACAGAAAGAGCAUUGACUCGCAUGUUACAGAUAGCGCAAACAGAAAUAGUAUCGACUCACACGUUGCAGAUGGCUCAGACAGAAGAAGUGUCGAGGAACAGAAGGAAAUCGUGAUGGAAGAUUUAGAGAAGACCGAAACGGCAAAAGCAUCAGCAGUGAAUGGCGAAACACUCGAAGAGAAAGUCGAGCACGCACUUGAGGAACAACAUCUCGAUAACCUUACACCAAACGUUGAAGAAACCCCCGAGGUCAAAGUCGAGGAUAUUGUCAAGAAUGAGAGCAGCGAGAUGAAGGAAACAGUGGGAACUAUCGACGACGACGAAAAGGACGACUUUCACAGUAUGCCAACGACACCGAACGAGAUAGAGGUGAAAUAA
Lachnellula hyalina is the source of this 2040-nucleotide messenger RNA. RefSeq names its product SH3 domain-containing protein. The record is from RefSeq and is a predicted model, not a curated record. Gene Ontology annotation, molecular function: phosphatidylinositol binding. The transcript is spliced from 4 exons. Bases 1 to 2040 code for a protein of 679 amino acids. NCBI's taxonomy places the organism in Eukaryota, Fungi, Ascomycota, Leotiomycetes, Helotiales, Lachnaceae.